This is a messenger RNA of Lolium perenne, 1337 nucleotides long. Its product is annotated as PRA1 family protein E-like. Gene Ontology annotation, biological process: vesicle-mediated transport. Lineage: Eukaryota; Viridiplantae; Streptophyta; Magnoliopsida; Poales; Poaceae. Gene Ontology annotation, cellular component: endoplasmic reticulum; Golgi apparatus. The record is from RefSeq and is a predicted model, not a curated record.
GAUUCGAUCUGCCGACGUCGGAGUAAGCACGUCGCUAUACGUGGAAGCCGAGGUAUUAAAUUAGCCCGCCAAUUGCCAAACAAGCUCUGAGGAUCAUAAAAAUCCCCAAUUUCUCUCUCUCCUCCAGCCAGAUCCACUCCACAAAACACCAUCCAUCGAAUCAUCCAACCCAGCCCAGCAACACCAAAUCAAUCAAUCAAUCAAUCGAGCUCGCCACGAUCCCCCGACCCCGAUCCACCUCCACUCCUCCCUAGGGUUCGCCGGCCAUGUCCUCCUCCACCGCCUCCUGGUCGCGCCACGGCGCCGUCCCGCCCUACUCCCCGCCGCCACCGCCACCGGCACCGAUACUCGAGCCCAACGGCGACGCCGCCGACCCAGCGCUGCCCUCCUCGUCCUCCCCACCACCCCCAACCGCCACCGCAGCCGAAGCCGGCGUGGCCUUCUUCUCCCGCGCGGGUGUCAGCGCGUCCGCCGCCGCCGCCGUCGGCCGGCCGCGCGCGUGGCGGGAGGCGCUGGACGCGACGGCGUUCGCGCGCCCGGAGAGCUGCGGGGAGGCGCGGGCCCGCGCGCGCCGCAACCUCGCCUACUUCCGCGCCAACUACGCGCUGGCGGCGCUGCUGCUCGUCUUCCUCGGCCUCGUCUACCGCCCGGCCUCCAUGCUCGCCUUCCUCGCGCUCUUCGUCGCCUGGCUCGCGCUCUACUUCGGCCGCGCCCAAGACCGCCUCGCCUGCCUCGGCCGCGAGGUCGACGACCGCCUCGUGCUCGCCGCCCUCGCCGCCGCCACCGUGCUCGCCGUUGCGCUCACACGCGCGGGCCUCAACCUCCUCGUCUCCCUCCUCAUCUCAUCUGCCCUCAUCGGCGUGCACGCCGCGUUCCGUAUGAACGUGUACCUUGACGAGAGCGACGCCUUCGACGCCGCCGUCUCGUCAUUCACCGGGAGCCCCUACGGCUACAGCGCGCUCCCCAGAUGAGCCCUUGAAAAACUUUCCUUCUGAAGAAUGCAAAUUAUUAGAGGGACUUGAAGGAUGCAAACUAGAGGAUUUUUCGUCUCGCUCUUCUCAUCUCUUCUUCGAUAAUAGAAGAUGUAAUGCUCUCGGAUUUCAACACUUGUAGUCUAAAUCAUCUUGUGUAUAGGAUUUGUUUUUUUCCCCUUUUGUGGGGACUUUCGAUUUGUUCUAGUACGUACCACUUGUUGUUUAUGGAAAAUUUCAAGCCGGUUGUGUUGAGCUAAAGGGAAAUUUUGUAAGUUGUUGCUCCAAGGUGCAGGCAAGUGUAAAUCAUCCAUCCAUCCAUCCCACUGACUAAUUCUGGAAAUAAAGCUUCUCAAGUUCAGUGUA